Molecule: messenger RNA, 14212 nt
Organism: Podarcis lilfordi (Lilford's wall lizard)
Lineage: Eukaryota; Metazoa; Chordata; Lepidosauria; Squamata; Lacertidae
Source: the annotation of a GenBank genome assembly
AUGGCGGCGCCGGCGGGGCGCCAGGUACCGGCAGCCCUCGAGGGGAGGCGCAGGCGGCGUCCAGGGACCGCGCCCGGCCCGGGAGGCGUUGCAGCGCCCGCCCUUGCCGCUGCUGGAGAGCCUCCGAGCGCCGGGCGUCCAGGCGCGCUGGGGAUGCGGGAGCCGAGGGGGCGCCGGCGGGGGGAAGGGAAGGGGGACCCCCUCCUCUGCAGCGGGGCCCGAGGGCCUUGAUCCAGAUGGGCCGUGGCGCUCCAGCGUCUCCUCCGGUGGAGAGCGGGCGACCUUCUGUUGGGGGGCAGCAGGGAUGCCAAAUGGAUUAAAAUAUUGGGGGGUGACCAGGUAAGCCCCACUCCAGGACAGAUGGAUUUCUCUAGCCAAGAGAGUUACUGAGAUUGAGGCCUGCCUGAGCUCUGGGCUCCUAAUCUAUGGGGAAAGCCGCUCUGCCCAUGCUCAGGAGCACCAUUUCGUUUAUCUUUGGCCCCUCUUGUUAACUGUUGCUUCCCUUGCUCUGGGGCCGAAGCCCUGCCCUGAAAACAAGGCAGGGUCCAGAAUCCAGUUGCAAGGGAGGAGAUUCUGACUAAACCUUUUGAAGGCCAGACCAGAAGGGGCUCCCUUGGAGGUGGUGGACUCCCAUUCCUUGGGGGCUUUUAAGCAGAGGUUGGGUGGCCAUCCCUGCAUGCUUGUUGAGGUUCCUGCCUUGCAGCGGGUUGGUCUGGAUGACCCUCAGGGUCCCUUCCAACUGUACAGUUCCUUGAUCUACAGGGGUUGUGCCAAGGGGUUCCACAGCUCCUGGCCCUGUGUGUUCCAGGGGGUCCGUGAACCCCCCUCGUGUCACGCCAUGGAAAGAGAUUUCUCUAAGGAGUCAGGUCCCCCUUUUCUUUCUUUCUCUCAGCUUCCAGUGACCUUUGAGGAUGUGGCCGUCUAUUUCUCCCCAGAGGAGUGGCCCCUGCUGACGGACUGGCAGAGGGACCUCUACUAUGAUGUCAUGCAGGGCAACUUUGAGCUGGUGGCUUCACUGGGUGAGCAUCUUGGGGGCAAAGCAUCUUCAGGGCCCCACGGCCAGCGUUAGAAACAGGUGAAACUCGGAAAAUUAGGAUAUCAUGGAGAAGUUCAUUUAUUUCCGUAAUUCAACUUAAAAGGUGAAACUAAUAUAUGAGAUAGACUCAUGACAUGCAAAGUGAGAUAUGUCAAGCCUUUAUUUGUUACAAUUGUGAUGAUUAUGGCAUACAGCUGAUGAAAACCCCAAAUUAACAGUCUCAGAAAAUUAGAAUAUUAAAUGAAAUCAGCAAAACAAGGAUUGCAAAUAGAGCAAUAUUGGACCUCUGGGAAGCAGAAGCAUGCAUAUGUACUCAUAUGUACUUGGUUUGGGCCUCUUUUGCAUCAAUUACUGCCUCAGUGCAGUGUGGCAUGGAUGCUAUCAGCCUGUGGCACUGCGGAGGUGUUAUGGAAGACCAGGAUGCUUCAAUAGCAGCCUUCAGCUCUCCUGCAUUGCUCGGUCUCAUGUCUCUCAUCUUUCUCUUGGCAAUGCCCCAUAUGGGGUUCAGGUCAUGCGAGUUUGCUGGCCAAUCAAUCACAGUAAUCCCAUGGGCAUUGAACCAGGUUUUGGUACUUUUGGCAGUGUGGGCAGGUGCCAAAGUCCUGCUGGAAAAUGAAGUCAGCAUCCCCAUAAAGCUCAUCUGUGGAAGGAAGCAUGAAGUGCUCCAAAAUCUCCCAGUAGACGGCUGUGUUGCCCUGGACUUAAUGAAGCACAGUGGACCAACACCAGCUGAUGACAUGGCUCCCCAAAUCAACACAGACUGUGGAAACCUCACACUGGACUUCCAGCAUCUGGCAUUGUGUGCCUCCCCAUUCUUCCUCCAGACUCUGGGUCCUUGGUUUCCAGAUGAGAUGCAAAAGCUGCUCUCAUCAGAAAAGAGAUUUGGAGAAAUCUAUUAUUAUUAUUAUUAUUAUUAUUAUUAUUAUUAUUAUUUAUUCAUUUAAUUUUUAUACCGCUUUAUAUUUGAAAGAAAAACAACCUCAAAGCGGUUUUACAACCCAUUAAAACAUUGAGCGUAAAACAAAUUCACACUUCGAGGAAAUUAUUUCUGAUCCUUCUCUAAGUGACAUUUUGCUUUCCCCAUACAGUCGUACCUUGGAAGCCGAACGGAAUCCGUUCCAGAAGUCUGUUUGACUUCCAAAAUGUUUGGAAACCAAAGUGCCGCUUCCGAUUGGCUGCAGGAGGAAGCUGCGUCGGAUGUUCGGGUCCCAAAGAGCCUUCGCAAACCUGAACACUCACUUCUGGGUUUGUGAUGUUCAGGAGCCAAAACGUUCGAGUUGCAAGGCGUUCGGGAUCCAAGGUACAACUGUAUUUAUUUACCUAAAUUUAUAAGACUGCCCCAUCGCAGGCGCUCUAGGAAGCCAGGGUGGAGCAGUGGUUAGAGUCUCGGAUGAGGACCUGGGUUUGAAUCCCCACCGGGCCACGAAGCUCUCCCUGGGUGGUGCUGGAGCCAGACGCAGCCUCUUAACCCAGGGAUUAACUGUGGGGGUGUGGGGGGUGUGGACCAUGGGAUAUGAAUGCAGACAUGGAAAAUGUUAAUGCUCAGAGUAAUGGAGGUACCUCAAACGUCAUCAAGGCCAGACCCAUUGAUGCGUAAGACCCACUGCUGAGGCCUGCCUGAGAAGAGACAAUGGAAGCUUUGCUCGAAAGCCUCUGGCAAGGGAGACUCUGCCCCUUUUCCCAGGGAUGGAAAUGUGGAGAUGUGUGUUUAAAAAGCAGCAGUCAUGGAUUUUGCAAUUUACUGCAUCCCAGUUGGGGCCUCUCCUCUUUUUGAAUAUUUCCCUGGUCGGGGUGAUUUGUGACCUCUGCCUAUUACCAGCGUGACAAAUCUGUUUCUUUCUAGCUGUUGCAUGUGUACCCCAACUUUUUCGUCAAGGAGCUCCAGGUGCUGUAUGUUUUUUUUAAAAACAAAAACAAAGGGGCCAUACUCUGUUUUUAUUUGCUAAUUACAUACAUUUUAUUGUUAUUUUUAACGCUUAAACAACACAGAAUAAAAAUAAACACGAGAACAUAAAAAGGAGACAGGCAUACUACAUCACUAUAAGAUUCACAGUUACAAUUCCAUAGAGUUUAAUCUAAUACAGUGGUGCCCCGCAAGACGAAUGCCUCGCAAGACGGAAAAACCGCUAGACGAAAGGGUUUUCCGUUUUGAAGUUGCUUCGCAGGACGAAUUCCCCUAUGGGCUUGCUUCGCAAGACGAAAAUACCUUGCGAGUCUUGAGGUUUUUUUCGCUUUCCCCCUUUAUCUAAUCUGCUAAGCCUUUAAUAGCCUUUAAUAGCCUUUUAGCAGCUAAUCCCUAAGCCUUUAAGCUUUUAAUAGCCGCUAAACCGCUAAUAGCGCUAAUAGCGCUAAUCCGUCAAUGGGCUUGCUUCGCAAGACGAAAAAACCGCUAGACGAAGACUCUCGCGGAACGGAUUAAUUUCGUCUUGCGAGGCACCACUGUAUAUAGAUAUUAUCCAAGUAGAUAUAUAUUUAUUUUUAACCUUGCUAUAUUUUGUAUAAAUGUGCUCCAAUGUGAGGUUGAGAGGGAGUAACUGGCCCAAGGUCACACCCAUUGAGUUUCAUGGCUGAGUGGGGAUUUGAACCCUGGUCUCUGUCUCCAGGGCCCCAGUCUGACGCUCUAACCACUGCUCCACACUGGCUGCCUUAUGAACAAGGAACAUGGGAGGAAGUCCCUUACUGGGCAAAGUGCAAACCCCUCAUCCUCACUUGCCCAUCUGCAAAAUGGGAAUAGCAGUGGCUUACUUCGGAGGAGCUGGGCGUUGAAGGAAAGAACAUCUGAAAAGAGUGAGAUAAGUCAACGGCCUUAUAGCUAUUGGAGCUGAGAUUCCCGCAAGAGGUUUUGGGGCCUGAUGUUCAAAACAGAUGUAAAGUGGUACCUCAGAAGUCGGACGGAAUCUGUUCCGGUAGUUUGUUCAAAUUCCGAAAACAUUCAGAAACCAAGGUGCAGCUUCCGAUUGGCUGCAGGAAGCUCCAAUUGGAAGCUGCGUCGGAUGUUUGGGUUCCAAAGAGCCUUCGCAAACCAGAACACUCACUUCUGGGUUUGCGGCGUUUGGGAGCCAAAACGUUCGAGUUGUAAGGUGUUUGGGAUCCAAGGUAUGACUAUAUUUAAGGAGAAACCGGAGUGUGCACAGGUGCAGUUUCCUGGAUACUGUCUGUGCAGGGAAAGUAUGCGCAGGAGAGAAUUCCACUGCCAGUCCCAAGGAGGACUCUUCUGCUCAGGUCUUCCUGGCGGUGGCUACUGGGAGGUGUAGUCCACAGUGCCUGGACAGCACCAGGCUGACAAAGGCUGCCUUUAAGUGCACACACUCAAGGUGGAAAACCUGCCCUGCCUCAGAGGCGAACGGAGGGCAGAGCGACUGGUUCUGUCCCCCUGGGGCACUGCAGGGCAUCACAGCUAUGAUAUAGUGAGUGCAGCAGAAUGGAAGGCGAGAGGAAGGGGGCUCCGAAUUCUGGCUUCGUACAGGGUGGCCCUGGAAUUUGAAAGACCCAAGCCUGCCCACGCCAGGAGCUCCUGCACCCCUGGAAAGGCAGGGUUUCCUUUUGUCCAUUCUCCUGCUGCUAUCAAAGGCUGACCUUUCUUUGCUGUCUGUCUGCACACAGAAGCUGUUCCUCCCAGACCGGAGCUUCUGUCCCGGAUUGAGCGAGGGGAAGAGCCCGGCAUUGUGGGUCGCCCUGGGCAAGGGGACAGAGACACCCAGGGGGGUGCCAGUUCCGGUGAGUAUAGAAUCCUAGAAUUGUGCUGCUAGAAGGGACCCCCGGGGUACCUGCAAAGAAGGAAUCUCAGCUGAAGAAUCCCUGAGACAGAUGUCCAACCAAGAGGGCCAGAUUCAGAAUUUAGAGGCCAUAAUAAUAAUAAUUUAUUUAUACCCAUCUGACUGGGUUGCUCCCACUACUCUGGGCAACUCCCAACAAAAUAUUAAAAACACGAUAAAACAUCAAACAUUAAAAACAUCCCUAAACAGGGCUGCCUUCAGUAUCUUCUAAAAGUCAGAUAGUUGCUUAUUUCCUUGACAUCUGAUGCGAGGGCGUUCCACAUGGUGGACGCCACUACAGAGAAGGCCUGACUGGUUCCCUGUAAGCUCACUUCUCACAGGGAGGGAACCACCAGAAGUUCCUCAGAGCUGGAGCUCAGUGUCUGGGCAGAAGGAUGGGGAUGGAGACACUCCUUCAGGUAUACAGGACCGAGGCUGUUUAGGCCUUUCAAGGUCAGCACCAACACUUUGAAUUAUGCUUGGAAAUGUACUGGGAGCCAAUGUAGGUCUUUCAGGACCGAUGUUAUAUGGUCUUGGUGGCCGCUCCCAGUCACCAGUCUAGCUGCUGCAUUCUGGAUUAGUUGCAGUUUCUGGGUCACCUUCAAAGGUAGCCCCACAUAGAGCACAUUGCAGUAGUUCAAGCGGGAGAUAACCAGAGCAUGCACCACUCUGGUGAGACAGUCUACGGGCAGGAAGGGUGUCAGCCGGCGUACCAGAUAAGGCUGGCAGACAGCUGCCCUGGACACAGAAUGGACCUGCGCUUCCAUGGACAGCUGUGAGUCAAAAUGACCCCCAGGCUGCGUACCUGGGAGCCCCCAUACAGAUCUCAUUCAACUUACAAAUGAUAAUAAACUGUAAAAUAAAACUGUAUUUUUCAAAAUGAAACAAAACCUACAAUAGGAUGAAAAACAAUGUUUGUUUUGCUAUACUUCCACCAGGGGCAAGCAACCUAAGACCCAAGGGCCGAUGUGGCCCAAUCGCCUUCUCAAUCUGGCCUGUGGAUGGUCUGGGAAUCAUUGUGUUUUUACAUGAGUAGAAUGUGUGCUUUUAUUUAAAAUGCAUCUCUGUGGUGCAUAGGAAUUCCUUCAUUAUUUUUCCCCCAAAAUAUAGUCUGGCCCCCCAGAAGGUCUGAGGGACGGUGGACCGGCCCAUGGCUGGAAAAGGUUGCUGACCCCUGAUUCCGCUUUAUUUAUAUUUGGAAAAAAAUCUCUUCCUUUUUCUAAUUGCUCAGAUCCCGAAAACUAAUCACAUACCUGCUUCUAUACUUAGUAGAGAUCUAGGCACCCGGCCUGCCCUGUGGCAGAGUUGCUUCUGUUGGGAUUUUUAAUAGACUUCAAGUGAGAACGCUAACGCUCCACUGAGCAAUUUGUGACCAUUGAUGUUAGAAAUCUGGCAGGGGAAAUUUUCCGUGGUGCCUCCCUUUCCCUUGACGCAGGUGCUCAUUUUGCUUCAUUUUGGCAACCAACCUCUCUUUUAAAACCCUCCAAUGAAUCAUUGGAAAAGCAGCCAGAGUCCUGGGCUGGAUGGGCCAAGGUUCCACCCUCCAACCUUUCUCCAGGGAAAUAGGGACAUUCCGUUCUGCGGCAGGAAGCCUUCUCCUGCGUUUGAUCUGGUGACGCACCCAGGCGUCCUCCUUGACUCAGAGGCAUCGGUCACCUUGAACCAAGGACAACCUCACCUUCCUCGCAGGAGUGUUGUAAAAAAAACAUGUGCAAGGGAAGGGAUCAUUUACAACACCUUCCACAGAUCAAUGGAAUAAAGAAAAGCCCGUUAGGAAAAUCAUCAUCAUCAUCACUGAAACACUGGGAAUAUUCAGGAACAUACCAGAGAGUAAAUCUUACUGAACUCAAUGGGAUUGCAGUGUAAGGAUGCCCAGUCUUGACCCCAUUACCUGGGAGUCAGCUCCAUUAAAAACAGUGGGAUUACUUCUGAGUAAACAGAGCAGUUCCGAAGGAAUAAACACUCCCUGCGUUUCCUCAGAAAUGUCUGGCUGUGGAAGCAACGCAGUGAAAGAAUUUAAAGUAGUUUGGUGACCUUUUCCUUCAAAAUUGUAGGGAGGGUUUCUUAUGCCAACUUCACCCUUCAUUCAGUGCAGGGAUUUUAUUAUUGGUAUAAACAGAAUUCUAUUUUUGCACCUACACACACCACUUUUUGAGCGGGUGGAAAAAGGAAAAACAGGACAUUCUAGGAUCAAAUCAGAAUUUGGGACAGCUUCUGCAACUCUGGGACUGUUCCUGGAGAACCAGGACACUUGGAGGGUAUGUGGCGGCCUGAUCCAGCAGGUCCUCCUUAUGUAGGUUUUAUGUAUUCGACUCCAUUCCCAGACUUGGGUUUUGCACCUUCUCCUCCUUCUUCCCGCAGGAGAGUCGAGGAUGAGCUGGCCGGAGUUGGCGAUGAAGGAGGAGCCGAGGGGGGACUGGAACCCGCCUGCCUCCCCUCCCUGGUCCCUUUCGGGACCCCAGUUCCUUGCCCUCCAAGAGCUGUGUCCCACGUGGUGCCAGGUGGAGCUGACGAACAUCCGGAGCCUCGCCCAAGAGGGGCCUCUGGAGACGGGCGCGCUGCAGGAGCCCCAGCUGCUGAUCUGUGGCGACUGUGGGAGGAGCUUUGAGGACGGGGGCUCCCUGGCGGACCACCAGGCCACCCACGAGGAGCAGAAGGGUCCCUUCGCCUGCUCUUCCUGCGGGAAGCUCUUCCUCUACCGCCUCAACCUCCUGACCCACAAGAGGCACCGGGCGAAGCCUCAGCUUGCCUGCGCCGCCUGUGGCCUCCGCUUCUGCCUCAAGGGGGACCUCCUGCGCCACCGGGCCAGCCACGCGGCCAAGGAACUCUACCCUUGCGGCACUUGUGGCGAGGUCUUCCAGCGCAAGGCCCACCUGCUGGCCCACGAGGCGGUGGAGCAUGCUGGGAGGGCGGGCCGUGACUGCCCUGAGUGCGGGGAGGCCGUGGGCGGGGAGGCGGAGCUCGCGCAGCACCUGGCAGCGCACCACGAGGAGCGCCGACCCUUCGCCUGCGCCUUGUGCCCGGAGACCUUCAGCUGGAAGGAGGGCCUGCGGCUGCACCAGCGGGCGCACGCCCAGGAGGGGGGCCACCGCUGCCCAGACUGCGGGAAGAGCUUCAGCCGCCGCGGGAACCUCCUGACCCACCAGCGCCUGCACACCGGGGACCUGCCCUUCGCCUGCUCCGAGUGCGGGCGCGCUUUCCCCACCAACGUCGCCCUUGUGGCUCACAGCAAGAUGCAUCUCCGGGGCAAGACUUUCGCCUGCCAGCAGUGCGGCGGCUGCUUCCGCUCGCGGGAGAAGCUCCUCCAGCACCAGAGCCACCACAACGGGCGGCCGGAGGAGGACGGGGUCAAGGAGGAGGGCGAGGCGUAAUGCCCCCGUUCUGCCUGUAGGUGGAGCAAGCCAGACUCGGGGAAUCUCUUCUCUCUCUCUCUCCAUUAUCUCGGACUUGUCAUAAAUCUGUUUUUCAAAAACGCACCUUGACUGGUUUGUUUUGUUUGUUGUCUCUGCCUCCCACCUUCUUCUUUAAAAAAAAUAUUAAAAAACAUUCAUUUUUCUUUUUCAUUCAUCUCCAAUUCUUAACAUUUUCUAUAUAAUCCUCCCUCCCUUCCAGGGCUUCCCCCAACCUCCGCUUCUGGUUUGUUUCUCUUUUCACCCACUUUGCUGUCUCCUAAGAGAAAAAAAUAUUAAUAACAUAACAUCCAGCCUAAAAACAAAAAAUAGAAGUAAAUACACCAUAAUAUUUCACCAUCUUCUAAACAUUUUCUAAUACUAAUAAUGUAAAUGUUUAUUUAGAUCCUGCCAGCAAAUCUAUUGACUUUCUUUGUUCCUUCAAAUAUGGUUCCCAUUCUUUUUCACUGUCGUCUCUUUCUCUUAAUCUGUCUGUCAUUUUUGCCAGUUCUGCACAGUUCAUCAUCUUCUCUCCGUUGUUCUUUAGCUGGUACUUCUCCAGCCUUCCAAUUUUGUGCAAUCAACAUUUUUGCUGAUGUGGCGGCAUUUGGCUUCCCGCCUUCGUUCCAAGCUCAGGGUUCUCCUCUGUGAAGGGGCUCAGGAUGAGAGAAGGCAGGGACCGGCUGCCAAGGUCACGCCCAGGGAGCUCCAUGGCCAAGUGGCCGGAUUUGAACCCUGCUCUCUCCCAGGCCGACCCUCUGGAGCACAAUAUCACACCACCUUGCAUGUUCACCUGAGGUCCUUGGGGGGCUGGGUGGGGCCUGGUGGGGGGAAGGUGGGGUCCAGAGAUGCAGGGAGCCUUGUGCCCACCAAAGACCUCCAGGGGUGAUCGCAUUUCCUCUUUAUGCACCCCAAGGUGUAUUGCAACGUCAUCCUUCCAAGGCGAGUGUUCUGGGCAGCUGUGGAGGGUUAUUGCACAUCUUCCAAGGGGCCUCUCUGUGCCUUUUUGCUCCUUUGGGGAAAACGUGUGAUAUCACAGAGGAAAUCUGUAAUAAAAGAACCCACUGCUGCCUUUGCCAGUGCUUCUAAUAUUGGAUAGCUUUAGCCGACUCGGGAAACAAAGGUUUUUGCAGGAAAUACAUACUGUUUCUCGUGCAUUUUGCGAUCGCUCGGGAGCCAAGUGCCAAAGGGAAGACUUGGGCCAAUUUUGUAGAAACUUAAGAGUUGGGACACCCAGGGUCAUCUAGUCCAACCCCUGUCAUGCAGGACUCUCAAGCAAAGCAUCCCUGACAGAUGGCCAUCCAACCUCUGUCUAAAAAGCUCCAGUGGAGGAGAGUCCGCCAUUUUCAGAGGGAGACCGUUCCACCGGCAGAAAGAUCUUCCUGCUGUUUAGUCUGAAUCUCCUUUCUUGUGAUUUUAAUCCAGCGGUUCUCAACCUGUGGGUCCCCAGAUGUUGUUGGACUACAACUCCCACCAUCCCUGAGCUCUGGCCUUGCUAGCUAGGGAUGACGGGAGUUGUAGUCCAACAACUGGGGACCCACAGGUGGAGAACCGCUGAUCCAUUGGUUAAGGGUCCUGCUCUCUGGAGCGGCAGAAAGAAGGCUUGCUCCAUCUUCCAGGCGACAGCCCUUCAGACGGGGGUGCAAACUUGAAUAUUUUAUUGGGGGGCCGAAGGGACCCUGGCCCCUAGGACUUGGCUCCUAUGCCUUCAGAUAUUUGAAGAGGGCUAUCGAAAGAAUUGCAGCUCUUCCAGGAGAUCAGUGGAGAAGUGAACCUGUUUUUGGACUUCCGUCCCGGCAGCACCAGCCGUGUCCGGGGGUUGUAGUCCAGCCCCAUUUGGAGGGUGACGCCUGGAACAGACCCUGCCCCUCCCAUCAAAUACCCAGGUGUGUUGGAAAACCUGUCCCCCUACCCUGGCCCAGUGCCAUAAAAAUAGAGAGACAGGCGAGGCCAUCUUACUGGAUGGAGGGAGUUGAGACCUGGACCGCGUGCAGCUAAAUUCUUUUUCAGGUGUUAGGAGAGAAAUCGGCUCAGCCCUAUUCCCAGGGGGGGGGGGGUUCUGACUCAAAUCAGGAGAGAAUGCUACCGAGAGCAGCUCAGCUACUGUCUGAAGAAGUGAUUAUUGUUAUUAUUUUCAAAGCCCCCCCCCCCACAUUCUGAGAUACUUUCUAACCCAAGGAAAAUUGAUUAAAUCUUUAGGGCGGCAUCGUCGCCUGACCUCCCCAAAUGCUGAAACGAGCCUGGUCUGAACAUUUGGGCCCGGCACCGCUUUUCAUAUGAGUAGAUCGCACAGUGUUUUUUUCUUCUCUGCUGCAACGUAAAACUGAAAAAAACUGAAAAGGCUUUCACCCUGCAAGGAGUUGCUGAUGUUUUCAAUUGCCCUUUUCAAAACCUUUUCCAACUCUACAGUAUUCCUUUGGGAGUGAGGCAAACAGAGCUGUCAUUCCAAAGUGGGGUUGUGCCAUAGAUUUUGUGUAAUGGGCAUUAUGAGUAUUGGGGGUUUUGAAUUUUUUUUUUUUGGGGGGGGGAAGAUCCAUGAUCAUCAUCCAGCUACAGAGUCAUGUUUGUGCAUAAGUGGCGGUCCUCAGCCCCCAAGGGAGUCUCUAGGGAAGGAGGUGCUUUUCGGGGAUAUGGGCGUAAACCACUCGCUAUUUCAAAGGGUAAUCUGAGCACCUUGAAUCAGGACCCCGAAACAAACUGGCUGUUGCGCGAUUUACACCACCAGCCCCACCGAAUAAUCUGUACUUUGGACCAGGAGAAGUUUCCGUUUCCAGGGCAGCCCCACGCAGAGCCCAUGGCAACUGAGCAGGGCAGGGCCUUAAUGGGGCCAAUCGCCUCUGUCCAAAAGCGGCUGAGGCUGGAAAGGGGCCCCUCCCGGACCCCCAGAGAUCAUCCAUCAGGUGCAUCUCCAUCAUCUCUCCCCUCUGCGCCAUGGGGAGCCCCCCACUCCGUCUGGGUGGGGGCCAGGAGGGCGGCGUUGCUUGGGAGGGGGGCGCCCAUCCCCACCCAGGAAAUCGGGGGCGGGGGCUGCAGCAGCCCCCUCGGAAGGAGCCUCUCCCGGCGCCCCCCGCCAGGCAGGCCCGGGGACCUGGGGGCGGAGAGUUGGGUGCCGCUCUCGCCGCUCCCCCCGCCCUCUCCAGACCCCGCCCCCCGCCCUCGCCGGCGCGGGGGCUGCCGGGAGUUGUAGUCUUCUCCCCGCCCACAACAAAGGCAGGCAGAGCCCGAGGGGCACCAGCCGGAGUGCCGGGCGCGCGCGGAGGGGCCGGGCAGAGCCAGCUGCUCCCUGUCCUCCCCCCGCGCCCCCUCGGCGGGGAGGCCGCCCCCCACGCCGCCUCCUCUGCAGGCCAGGUAAGCCCCCCCCUUGCAAUAAAAGCCCCUUGCGAAACUCAGCAGGGGGGCAUGCGAGCCGCGCGCCCCUCUCCGGGCCAAGGGGGCGCAGGAGCGCGGCUGCCCUUCGAGGGGGCGGCCCUGCUGCGGCCCCAUGGGAUUGCGCUCCCCCUCCGAUCCUGCAGGAUCGGGCCCAAGGGGGCGCAGCCUCUUCUGUCUCCGCCGCCCGCCCCGUCGGGCGAUGCCCGCCUCGCCCGCUCCAGGAGGUCCCCCCCCCCAAAAAAAACCUCUUUGGGUUCAGGGCUGGUCUGACUCAGCUCGGCCCCGAUUUCCUGCCCAUAUAGCACAUUGGGGGGGGGGGGUGAUUUGGCACCUGAGGACGAGAGGGCUGCUGGGCAUGUGCCGAGUGCCACUCACGCACUCCUGGGAAGCCUCCACCCAACUUCGACUGGACUUAGCCGUCCAGGGGGUCCUUUCCCUUUCCCUUUUUAUGUGUGGGGUGCAGCACGAGUGACUUGGAGGGUGAAAUUGCCUUGCUUGGGUGGGGAGUUCAAUUUGCAGAAAUCGAAAGGGAUGGACCUAAAUAGACAUGCCCUAAACGGAGUAAGACUAGCAGAGGGCAGGAGGUCAAGAUGCUAGUGGGCAGCCAGCUGCCUAUGAUGGGAAGCCCAGAAACAGGUCCCAAGGAAAACAAUAUUUUCCUAUUGUACCCUGUUAGCUGGUUAUUCAGGGGUAGACUGCCCCUGGGCAUGGAGGUUCUGCCACCACAGUAGAGCUUGCAUAUGGAGAGCCUUGAAGCUGGAUCAGGCCAAAGGGGGACCCAUAGAACCCAGCCUCCUGUUCUCACAGCACCCAACCGGAUGCAGGAUCCGAAUACAAAUCCAACUCUCCCCUCCUGUGGUUAUCCAGCAUUCAUAACCACUGCCAGCUGAAGUUUGGUGAGGUCAGGCCCACUUGCCAGGACGCUCCUGGGCGCCCCACACCUCUCCAGAGUUCCCCCGUUGGUUGUGGGGCCGCAGCACGCUGCCUUGGGAGGUCAGAGGCCUGGAUGGGGCAAAGGGUCUCUGCCUCGGUUUCCCUGCAUAACAGCAGGCGGGUUGGGAAAGGGAGGCGAGGGCCGGGCUGUUCUCGAAAGUGCGGAGGCUGCCUGGAGGCAGGGAAUAAGUGGAGGUGGAGGUGGAGCGAGAGAGAUUUUGUGGGGAGAUGGCUCUCAGUUGUGGCUUGAAGGACUGACAUGGAGGAGUCUCUUGCUAGCAGGAGGCAGGGAUGGCUUUGAAAGAGGAUUGGACAACGUCAGGAGGAGGUGAGUCUCUGUGGCUCCCAGACACAAUGGCUCUGCAAGGCAACAGGGCUUCUGAAUGCCCAGAAUACUCUUGUGCUUGGAUCCUGCUAGCAGGUUUCCCAUUUGGAGGACUCCCUGGUCCUGGAUGGGGUAACUGUGCCUCUGAAGGUCCAGGUGUGCAGCCUGGGAGUCAUUCUGGACUCACAGCUGUCCAUGAAGGCGCAGGUCAAUUCUGUGUCCAGGGCAGCUGUCUCCCAGCUCCAUCUGGUACGCAGGAUGAGGCCCUCCCUGCCCGUGGACUGCCUCGCCAGAGUGGCGCAUGCUCUAGUUAUCUCCCGCUUGGACUACUGCAAUGCGCCCUACGUGGGGCUACCUUUGAAGGUGACCCGGAAACUACAACUAAUCCAGAAUGCGGCAGCUAGACUGGUGACUGGGAGCAGCCGCCAAGACCAUAUAACACCGGUCUUGAAAGACCUACAUUGGCUCCCAGUACGUUUCCGAGCACAAUUCCAUGUGUUGGUGCUGAUCUUUAAAGCCCCAAAUGGCCUCGGGCCAGUAGACCUGAUGGAGCAUCUCCACCUCCAUCGUUCAGUCUGGACACCGAGGUCCCUGUGAGAAGUGAAGCUACAGGGAACCAGGCAGAGGGCCUUCUCGGUAGUGGCACCCGCCCUGUGGAACGCCCUCCCAUCAGAUGUCAAGGAAAUAAAGAACUAUCUGACUUUUAGAAGACAUCUGAAGGCAGCCCAGUUUAGGGAAGUUUUUAAUGUGUGACAUUUUAAUGUAUUUUUAAUCUUUGUUGGAAGCCGCUCAGAGUGGCUGGGGAAACUCAGCCAGAUGGGCGGGGUGCAAAUAAUAUAUUGUUGUUGUUGUUGUUGUUGUUGUUGUUAUUUGGGCAUCUGGUCAGCCACUGAGAGAACAGGAUGAUGGGUUCACUGGGCCUGAUUCAGCAGAUGCUUGUCUUAUGAUUUCGAAAACUUAGCACAGAGGAUUGCAAUCCUUUUGCAAAUGAAGCAGUUACAAUAACAAUAAUAAAAAAGCUACUUUUCUCUAAUUCUAUAAUUCUCCUCUUCCUUAUAAUGUGGCUGGCCAAACUUAGUCCUAAAGAGUUGGGAGGGGCCCAAGGCUCACCUAGUCCAACGUUUUUAUUUUGUAUUUUUAUGACGUGAACUGCCCUCAGAUCUUCAGAUGAAGGGUAGUGUACAAAUCAAACAAAUAAAUUUGCUUCCCCGUUUCCCAAAUUGCAGGCAAUAGCAGGCCUGAUGUAUAAUUCCUUCCUCUUUCUGUUUCUCCUCAUUGCAGGGAUGGAGCUCUGCGCAUGUUCACUGAAGCCACAGCAGGCAACGUGGUGAUGGGAGCAACAAGGGCCCCCGUGAUGUGGUCCAGAGAGCGCUGGGCGGGCACCCCCACAUCGUGUGGGGCUUAG